Messenger RNA from Gracilinanus agilis (Agile Gracile Mouse Opossum), 2774 nucleotides. It is a transcript of the gene AP2A2, whose product is annotated as adaptor related protein complex 2 subunit alpha 2. The transcript is spliced from 20 exons. Gene Ontology annotation, cellular component: AP-2 adaptor complex; membrane coat. Lineage: Eukaryota; Metazoa; Chordata; Mammalia; Didelphimorphia; Didelphidae. The coding region runs from base 53 to 2548 and encodes 831 amino acids. Gene Ontology annotation, biological process: intracellular protein transport; clathrin-dependent endocytosis. The record is from RefSeq and is a predicted model, not a curated record. Gene Ontology annotation, molecular function: clathrin-cargo adaptor activity.
CGCGGCCCUGUGCUUGCUGCGCUUGUAUAGGACGUCCCCCGACCUCGUGCCGAUGGGCGACUGGACUUCGCGCGUCGUGCACCUCCUCAACGACCAGCACCUGGGGGUGGUGACGGCCGCCACCAGCCUCAUCACCACGCUGGCCCAGAAGAACCCAGAAGAGUUCAAGACGUCCGUCUCCCUCGCAGUGUCCCGGUUAAGCAGAAUCGUGACGUCUGCAUCGACGGACCUACAGGACUACACGUAUUAUUUUGUGCCGGCGCCCUGGCUCUCUGUCAAGCUUCUGAGGCUGUUACAGUGCUACCCGCCGCCAGAAGACCCUGCAGUGCGCGGCCGCCUGACCGAAUGCCUCGAGACGAUCCUGAACAAGGCUCAGGAGCCCCCCAAGUCCAAGAAGGUGCAGCACUCCAACGCCAAGAACGCCGUCCUCUUCGAGGCCAUCAGUCUCAUCAUUCACCAUGACAGUGAGCCCAAUCUGCUGGUGCGUGCCUGCAACCAGCUGGGCCAGUUCCUCCAGCACCGGGAGACCAACCUGCGCUACCUGGCCCUGGAGAGCAUGUGCGCCCUCGCUAGCUCCGAGUUCUCCCACGAGGCCGUCAAGACCCACAUCGACACGGUUAUCAACGCCCUCAAGACGGAGAGGGAUGUGAGUGUGCGGCAGAGAGCGGUGGACCUCCUCUAUGCCAUGUGCGACCGCAGCAACGCCCAGCAGAUCGUCGCUGAGAUGCUCAAUUACCUGGAGACGGCCGACUAUUCCAUCAGGGAGGAAAUCGUCCUCAAGGUGGCCAUCUUGGCCGAGAAGUACGCGGUGGACUACACCUGGUACGUGGACACCAUCUUGAACCUGAUCCGCAUCGCCGGGGACUAUGUCAGCGAGGAAGUGUGGUACCGCGUCAUUCAGAUUGUGAUCAACCGGGACGACGUGCAGGGCUACGCCGCCAAGACUGUGUUUGAGGCUCUUCAGGCACCAGCUUGCCACGAGAAUCUGGUCAAGGUUGGAGGCUACAUCUUGGGGGAGUUUGGAAACUUGAUCGCCGGUGACCCGAGGUCCAGCCCCCUGAUUCAGUUCAACCUGCUGCAUUCCAAGUUUCACCUGUGCAGCGUGCCCACACGGGCCCUGCUCUUGUCCACCUACAUCAAGUUUGUGAAUCUCUUCCCUGAAAUCAAGACGACGAUCCAGGACGUCCUGCGCAGCGACAGCCAGCUCAAAAACGCUGACGUGGAGCUGCAGCAGCGGGCCGUGGAGUACCUGAGGCUGAGCACCAUCGCCAGCACCGACAUCCUGGCCACUGUACUGGAGGAGAUGCCUCCGUUCCCGGAGCGUGAGUCGUCCAUCCUUGCCAAGCUGAAGAAGAAGAAGGGCCCCAGCACGGUCACAGACCUGGAGGAGACCAAGAAGGAGAGGAGCGUGGACAUGAAUGGGGGCACCGAGCCAGCCCCAGUCAAUGCCAGCACUGUGGUGUUUCCUGCUUCUCAGCCCCAGGACCUCUGGCCAGAGCUGGCUCCUGUGUCCAGACCUCGUCCCUCCACCCAUCUGGUCUCUCUUCUUCCUCCUCCCCACAUGGGCGUCCCCUGCCUGCAGCCAGGAGCUGGAGAAUGCCUUCUGGAGUCCACUCCUUCUCCAUCUGCGGACCUCCUGGGUCUGGGCACCGGCCCUCCGGCCAACGCGGCGCCCCCUCCGGCCUCCAGUGGCAGUUUGCUGGUGGACGUGUUUUCAGAACCUGCUUCUGCAGUGGCCCCACUCGCUCCUGGCUCACAAGAGAACUUCGCAAGCCCCGACCUGGCUUCAGCUGAGCUAGUUUCUGAGGACCCGGCUGACACUGGGCACGGUGCCGAUGAGCUGACGCACAAGUUUGUCUGCAAGAACAACGGGGUGCUCUUUGAGAACCAGCUGCUGCAGAUCGGCCUCAAGUCGGAAUUCCGUCAGAACCUGGGUCGCAUGUUCAUAUUUUACGGUAACAAGACCUCGACACAGUUCUUAACUUUCACCCCGACACUGAUCUGUUCGGACGACCUUCAGUCCAAUCUGAACCUGCAGACCAAGCCCGUGGACCCCACGGUGGAUGGGGGCGCCCAGGUGCAGCAGGUGGUGAACAUCGAGUGCAUCUCGGACUUCACGGAGGCGCCCGUCCUCAAUAUCCAGUUUAGGUAUGGGGGGACCUUUCAGAACGUGUCCGUCAAGCUGCCCAUCACCCUCAACAAGUUUUUCCAGCCCACAGAAAUGGCCUCCCAAGAUUUCUUCCAGCGCUGGAAGCAGUUGAGCAAUCCCCAGCAGGAGGUCCAGAACAUCUUCAAGGCCAAGCACCCGAUGGACCCGGAGAUCACCAAGGCCAAGAUCAUCGGCUUCGGCUCGGCGCUCCUGGAGGAGGUGGACCCCAACCCGGCCAACUUCGUGGGGGCGGGCAUCAUCCACACGAGGACGGCCCAGAUUGGCUGCCUGCUGCGCUUGGAGCCCAACCUGCAGGCCCAGAUGUACCGGCUCACCCUCCGGACGAGCAAGGAGAGCGUGUCCCAGCGCCUGUGCGACCUGCUCUCGGAGCAGUUUUAGCGGCGGGGACGCAGCCCGCUCCCCCUCAUCGUCUUCAUCGCCCUCCUGCCGACAAACCUCCCUCGUGCCCCCGUGUCUGAGUGUUGCCGUGCCAGGCCCCCGCCAGCCCCUCCUCCCCGCCCGCUCCCUCCGGCGUAGGUUCAGAGUUCAGGCGGACGCUGCGGUCUGCCCCGCCGGCCGGUGCCCUCCGGGACGAGCGCCGGGACGAGGGGGGACGCGGCCACGU